CUCUUACAUGUGGAAUGUUUUUGCUUUUGUUUUUCCAAUCGAACUUGAAUUCGAUAAAAGAAAACUUGGUAGAUUAUCAUGCUACUGUGAAUCUUGAAUGCUCCCAACUUAUUGCAAUAAAGGCUUGCUGUUGUUCAUCAGUUCUUCCUUAUCAGCUGUUUCGACAGAUUUGGGGUUUGGUUUUUAAUUCAGAGGAGGCAUUUUCUUUUGGUUAUGAUGCCAAUUUUGGUCGCUUACUGCUCCAAUUAGGACCGAUUUUGAGUCUUCCACUUUGGAGUUUGGACAUGACUGGUUUGGUAGUAACUUACUACGAGUGAUCAAAAUGAACUAUCCCAAAUAUCCUUCAAUCAUGAUGCAGAGUUCCAGUUUGGUUUGCAUCCUGUUCUUGGUAACCCUGAAGACAGAGGAGAAACCGGUCUAUCCUUCCUAAUUAUCGCAGUUGUUCAGCGUUAAUUCGAAGCAGAAUCAAGCUAUGCUUUUAGAGGAUUGAAACCUUAUAUGGAUUAUCUACAAGAACCCUCUUCAUUUUGAGAUUGUAGCAUUAGUAUCUAUUGGAGUAGUUUGCAGUAGCAUGCCGGACUUGUCAGUGAGCUGACCUGAACAAAGAAGUACUCUGAAAAGCCAAUUGUUCAGGAUCAGUUUCAAUUGAGUGCAGAAAUGGAGGACAAUCUACCAGUCAAUGUCCGGGAGUAUCAAGAACUCGCCAAAAAAGCGUUGCCAAAGAUGGCUUAUGAUUACAUCAAUGGGGGAGCAGAGGAUGAGCACACACUGAGGGAGAAUAUCGCAGCAUACACAAGAAUUAUAUUACGACCUCGCGUUCUUGUGGAUGUGAGCAAGAUAGACAUGUCAACAACUUUAUUAGGAUACACCAUGCGUUCACCCAUAAUUGUGGCUCCAACUGGGGGGCACAAAUUAGCACAUCCAGAAGGGGAGAAGGCUACAGCAAGAGCUGCAGCAUCAUGUAACGCCAUAAUGGUUCUUUCCUUUUCUUCCAGUUGCAAGAUUGAGGAUGUUGCCUCCAGUUGCAAUGCCAUUCGCUUUUAUCAGCUAUAUGUGUAUAAGAAUAGGAAUGUUUCAGCAACAUUAGUACGGCGGGCCGAGAGUUGUGGAUUCAAGGCACUUCUUUUGACAGUUGACACUCCUAUGCUCGGUCGGCGUGAAGCAGAUAUCCGAAACAAAAUGGUUUUCCCACGGAGUGGUAAUCUCGAAGGUUUAAUGACAACAGAUGACCAUGAUACCACAAACGGUUCUCAGCUCGAACGAUUCGCACGAGCGACGCUGGAUCCAUCAUUAUCAUGGAAGGAUAUAGAGUGGCUCAAGUCCAUAACCAGCAUGCCGAUCUUUCUCAAGGGCAUCGUCACCGCUGAGGACGCGAGGAGAGCAGUGGAGGCCGGGGUGGCCGGCGUGAUCGUCUCCAACCACGGCGCGCGGCAGCUGGACUACGCGCCGGCGACCAUCGCCGCCCUGGAAGAGGUGGUCAGGGCGGUGGCCGGCGCCGUGCCGGUGCUGGUCGACGGCGGAAUCCGGCGAGGCACUGACGUGUUCAAGGCCCUGGCGCUCGGCGCACGGGCGGUCAUGGUUGGGAGGCCGGUGUUCUUCGGGCUGGCGGCGAGGGGGGAGGCAGGCGCGAGGCACGUGAUCGAGAUGCUCAACGGCGAGCUGGAGGUGGCCAUGGCGCUCUGCGGCUGCCGGAGCGUCGGCGAGAUCACCCGCAGCCAUGUCAUGACCGAGGGUGACAGGAUCAGGUCCCUGCUCUGAUGAAUCAUUUCUCAUCUGGCCAAUGCAGCUUCAGGUCUAAAAAUACAAGUGGGCUAUGGGCCAACCCGUAAACCGAUUUAUAGGUAAUAAAAUUUGACCGACCCGUGAAUCUAUUUAUAUGUAAAAUUAGUGGGUAAUCCAAAGUCUACUUAUUUGGUCUAUAACUAUAAGUGGCUUCGCGGAUCAGUCCAGUUACAUCAUAUUCAGGUCUCAAUGUGAGAGACUUUAGUAUAUGCAGUAUAUUGCAAUUGGAUUUAUGGAUAACGGGUAGUAACAUGGUUGAUGAAAUGGUGAAUAAUUGAGCUUUAAGGUUAGCAGAUUACCA
Messenger RNA from Oryza sativa Japonica Group (Japanese rice), 2083 nucleotides. The record is from RefSeq and is a predicted model, not a curated record. Lineage: Eukaryota; Viridiplantae; Streptophyta; Magnoliopsida; Poales; Poaceae.